Molecule: messenger RNA, 351 nt
Organism: Penicillium subrubescens
Lineage: Eukaryota; Fungi; Ascomycota; Eurotiomycetes; Eurotiales; Aspergillaceae
Exons: 2
Coding region: 1-351 (116 amino acids)
Source: RefSeq, a predicted model, not a curated record
AUGGGUCUUUUCUCUCAUCACCACCACCACGACCAGCCGCAGGGCGGUCCUCCCCCUGGUAACCAAGGACCUCCCGGCGGUGGCCCUCACGGAGGUCCCGGCGGCCCUGGUGGUCCUGGUGGUCCUGGCGGUCCUGGCGGUUUCGGAGGCCCUGGCGGUCAUCAAGGAGGCCCUGGUGGUCACAACGGUCCUGGUGGUGGUGGUCCUGGUGGCCCCGGAGGGCCUCACGGCGGUGGUUCUAAUGGUUCUAACGGAGGACCUGGAGGUCCCGGUGGCCCCCACGGAGGUGGCCCUGGAGGUCAUGGCGGCCAAGGUGGUCCCGGUGGCCCAGGCGGCCAUGGCGGCUGGUAA